Molecule: messenger RNA, 3252 nt
Organism: Dendroctonus ponderosae (mountain pine beetle)
Lineage: Eukaryota; Metazoa; Arthropoda; Insecta; Coleoptera; Curculionidae
Gene: Rpn2
Product: 26S proteasome non-ATPase regulatory subunit 1
Exons: 13
Coding region: 131-3103 (990 amino acids)
Biological process (GO): regulation of protein catabolic process; proteasome-mediated ubiquitin-dependent protein catabolic process
Cellular component (GO): proteasome complex; proteasome regulatory particle, base subcomplex; nucleus
Molecular function (GO): enzyme regulator activity
Source: RefSeq, a predicted model, not a curated record
CCAUGGUUUGACUUUGACUGCUAACGUCAAAGCUCUAAGCAAAUUAGUCAGUCAUCAUUAAACUUGAAAAUAGCAAAUUACUUUACGAAUCGUUUUCUCUUGAGCAAUUGUAGGGAUUAAUUUGAGAAACAUGAAUAUCACGUCUGCUGCCGGGGUCAUCUCCCUCUUAGAGGAGCCUCGACCUGAGCUGAAAAUAUUCGCCUUGAACAAGCUGAAUACGAUUGUCGAUGAAUUCUGGCCUGAAAUUUCCGAAGCAAUUGAAAAGAUAGAAAUCUUGCAUGAAGACAAAGUCUUCCAACAGCACCAGUUGGCCGCCCUUGUAGCCAGCAAAGUUUACUAUCACUUGGGGUCAUUCGAAGACUCCCUUACUUACGCUCUAGGUGCUGGUGAGCUUUUCGACGUGAAUGCCCGCACUGAAUAUGUGGAAACCACCUUGUCCAAAUGCAUUGAUUACUACACGCUACAGAGAAUUGCGUUGGCAGAUCGUGUACCCGACACAAAGCCCAUCGAUCCCCGACUGGAAGCCAUCGUUAAUAGAAUGUUUCAGAGAUGUUUAGAUGAUGGUCAAUACCGUCAAGCUAUGGGGCUGGCUUUGGAGACAAGAAGAAUGGAUAUUUUUCAAUCGGCCAUCACACAGUCAGACGAUGUAAUCAGCAUGCUGGGAUACGCAUUCCAAGUAGCAAUGAGCCUGAUUCAAAAUCGAGCCUUUCGAAAUAUAGUACUGCGUUCUCUAGUCGGUCUAUAUCGCAGCUUGGCAACUCCUGACUACGUGAAUAUGUGCCAGUGCCUUAUUUUCCUCGAGGAUCCAGAUUAUGUCGCCGUAAUUCUCGGUAAACUGGUGCAAAGCACCGAAGAAAACCAGUUGAUGGCCUAUCAAAUCGCCUUUGAUCUUUAUGAAUCUGCAACGCAACAGUUUCUCGAGAGGGUUUUGGUCGCUUUAAGAGAAACUGCUCCCAUCCCCGGCUUGCUGGAAACUAAGCCGCUAGUUAAACUGGAUGAUGCGGCAAGCGUUGAUGAGGAAGCGUCUGAUGAGUCGGCUGCUGAGCCAAAACCGAAAGUGGAGCUACCCACACUGGAUAGUUUGAGUCCAAAAGACCGAGAACAUCACGACAGACUGAAAAAAUUGCACACCAUUCUGUCAGGGGAGGUUUCAAUAGAAUUGCAUUUGCAGUUUUUGAUUCGUUCAAAUCAUGCAGAUUUGCUAAUUCUCAAACAAACAAAAGAGACUGUGCGAGUUAGUAUCUGCCAUACGGCAACUGUGAUCGCCAAUGCUUUUAUGCACAGCGGAACUACCAGUGACCAGUUUCUCAGGGAUAAUCUGGAAUGGCUGGGAAGAGCCACAAAUUGGGCCAAGCUAACGGCAACAGCCUCCUUAGGUGUAAUUCAUCGGGGACAUGAAAAUGAAGCCCUCGUCCUCAUGCAGAGCUAUUUGCCCAAGGAAGUCGGUCCUAGUUCAGGGUAUUCAGAGGGUGGCGGUCUUUAUGCGUUAGGGCUCAUCCACGCGAAUCAUGGAGCCAAUAUCAUUGACUACCUACUGGGGCAGUUGAAAGAUGCCCAAAAUGAGAUGGUUAGACAUGGAGGUUGUCUGGGCUUGGGUCUAGCGGCUAUGGGAACGCAUAGGCAAGACGUCUAUGAACAGCUCAAGUUCAAUUUAUAUCAAGAUGAUGCGAAUACCGGCGAAGCUGCUGGCAUUGCAAUGGGCAUGGUGAUGUUGGGCGCCAGAAAUACACCAGCCAUCGAAGAUAUGGUUGCUUAUGCGCAAGAGAGUCAACACGAGAAAAUUCUUCGCGGUCUUGCAGUCGGCAUCUCGUUCAACAUGUACGGUCGUCUUGAGGAGGCUGAGCCGCUGAUUAAACACUUGACUGACGAUAAAGACCCAAUUUUACGUCGUUCUGGAAUGUACACGAUUGCUAUGGCGUAUUGUGGAACAGGCCACAACCAGGCCAUUCGGAAGCUGCUUCAUGUUGCUGUUUCUGAUGUCAAUGACGACGUGCGACGGGCGGCAGUUACAGCUUUAGGUUUUCUUUUGUUCAGAACGCCCGAACAAUGUCCCAGCGUCGUUUCCCUUUUGGCCGAAUCCUAUAAUCCCCAUGUGCGUUACGGGGCUGCGAUGGCUUUGGGAAUCGCUUGUGCCGGUACAGGCUUGCGCGAGGCCAUUGCCCUCUUAGAGCCGAUGGUUAUGUUCGAUCCCGUUAACUUUGUUCGUCAAGGUGCUCUAAUCGCUUCGGCAAUGAUCUUGAUCCAACAGACCGAGCAAACUUGCCCUAAAGUCACAUUCUUCCGUCAAACAUAUGCUCAGGUUAUAGCGAACAAACAUGAGGAUGUUAUGGCUAAGUUCGGCGCGAUCUUAGCACAGGGCAUUAUCGAUGCCGGCGGAAGAAAUGUGACUCUGUCCUUGCAAUCCAGGACUGGUCAUACGAACAUGUUAGCAGUUGUUGGUACGUUGGUCUUCACGCAGUAUUGGUACUGGUUCCCACUGUCUCACUGCUUGGCUUUGGCCUUUACGCCGACCGCCUUAAUCGGGUUGAACGAGCAGUUGAAGAUGCCUAAGUUGGAGUUGAAAUCGAAUGCAAAACCCAGCCUGUACGCCUACCCUGCACCCAUGGAGGAGAAGAAGCGUGAAGAACGCGAGAAAGUACAAACGGCUAUUCUCAGUAUUGCAGCGCGGCAACGGAAACGGGAGUACGAGCGCAAGCACAAGGAUGAGAAGAUGGAGGUCGAUGAGGAAAAAGACGACAAAAAAGCAGCCGAGGAAAAGAAGACUGAAGACAAAAAGGCCCCCAGCACUUCAACAGCAACCGACGACAAAAAAGAGAAAGAUAAAAAGGACGAGAAAGAGGAAAAGAAAAAGGAACCUGAGCCGAGUUUCGAAAUAUUGCAAAAUCCCGCGCGCAUCAUGCGCCAGCAACUCAAAGUGAUCAAUUUGAAUGAAGGCAGCCAAUACGUACCCCUUAAAGAUGUGUCGAUUGGUGGAAUUAUUAUGGUGCGAAAUCUGAAGCCUGGUCAAGAGGAAUUGGUUGAACCAGUUCAAGCGUUUGGACCAAAAGGCGAAGAUGAAAAAGAACCAGAGCCCCCAGAGCCAUUUGAAUGGGUGGAAAACUAGAGUUUCAUACUGUAUUUUCAUUAUAUCCUGUUUUAAAACCGUACAUUGUUCUGCUUUCAUAUUAGUUCACAUUUUGUUACAAAAUAGUUUAUUUUCUGUCUCUAAGUGAAUUAAUACCGUGAUCCAUUAUUAAAAGUCACUUUUACCUA